AUGACCUACCGAACCACUCUGGACCUGCUUUUCAAAUCUAAGGGAUUUUUUCCUAACUACAAAUGCGAUAAUCAGAAGAAUCUCAUGGCCAUUAUUGGGGGAUUAGAUGCUUCUGCUUCUUCCUAUAUGGCAGAAAGUAUAAAUCUCUUCAAGAUUCCGCAGCUGACCUAUGGUUCCUUUGCCCAAGAAGAGCUCCAGGCUACUAAGUUAUCUUCACUUUAUUGCCUGGUCCCAAAAGAGGAACAUCAAUACAAUGGAAUUAUACAGCUUCUCCACUAUUUUGGAUGGACAUGGAUUGGAGUCUUCACUUUUGAUAAGAAGAAAGGAGAACAUUUCUUGCAGAAACUGAAUCCGUUGCUUUCCCAAAAUGGGAUCUGUUUAGCCUUCACACAAAAGAUUCCACAGCAAGCCCUUUUUCAGAACCUAUCAGAAUAUCUUGAUCUAAUCUCAACUAUUUUUAAUAGACUGAUAGAUCAGAAAGCCAAUGUUUUCCUUGUCUAUGGCGAACCAUUCACGAUUCUGUGGCUCAGAAUUGUUGUGUUUUUACGUGAUUAUGAAAAUAAAGAGAGUGCGUCAUUUAGGAGGGUUUGGAUCCUGAUGUUUCCAAUUGAUUUCACACUGACAGGACUUCAAAAGAGUUGGGAUCUCCAGUUGUACCAUGGGGCUCUUUCCUUUACUGUUCAUUCAAGAGACAUUCAAGGCUUCAAAGAAUUUCUUCAAGUCAUCAAACCUUCAACCCACAAAGAUGGAUUUCUUCAAGAAGUUUGGGAGCAAGUAUUCGACUGUUCCCUUUCAAAUGAAAAAUUACCCUCAAUGAUCAAUGAAACUUGCAGUGGAGAAGAGAAUUUGGAGAAUGUGCCUGCGACUCUGUUUGAGUUGCAGAUGACUGGCCAAAGCUACAGUAUUUACAAUGCUGUUUAUGCAGUGGCACAUUCUUUGCAUGAGGCAGUGAGAUCAAGAGCCCCACACAGAAAAAAACAAAGGUUUGAAUUUCAAGCUCUGAAGCCUUGGCAGCUCCAUUCAUUUCUUCAAGGCAUUUCUUUCAACAAUUCAGCUGGGGAGAGAGUGUUCCUAAAUGAGAAAGGGGAAGCAACAGGUGGAUUCGACAUCACCAACAUGAUCACUUUUCCAAACAGGUCCUUUCAGAGAGUUAGAGUUGGAAAAGUAGAUCCCAGUGCUCCAAAAGGGAAAGAAUUAUUCCUUGAUGAAGAUAUGAUUGUGUGGCACCCAGCUUUUAAUCAGGUACUUCCAAUUUCUCUGUGUAAUGACCAUUGCUCCCCUGGAUACUGGAAGAAAGGAAUGGAAGGAAAACAAUUCUGUUGCUACGACUGUGUUCCAUGUCCAGAAGGGAAGAUUUCAAAUCAAAAGGAUAUGGAUGACUGUUUUGAAUGUCCACAAGAUCAUUAUCCAAAUAAAGAAAAGAAAGGAUGCAUCCUGAAACUGCUGGUCUUUCUAACUUUUGAAGAAACCUUAGGAAUUGGUUUGGCCUCAUCUGCUCUUUGUUUCUUCUUCUUGACCUCUUGGGUACUUGGAACUUUUAUUAAGCACAGGGAUACCCCCAUUGUCAAAGCCAACAAUCGGUCCCUCACCUACACCCUCCUUGUCUCUCUUCUGCUCUGUUUUCUCUCGUCUUUGUUGUUCCUCAGUCAACCUGACAAGGUGACCUGCCUUCUCCGACAGCCGACUUUUGUCAUCACCUUCUCAGUGGCCAUUUCCAGUGUCCUGGCCAAAACCAUCACUGUGGUUGUAGCUUUCAUGGCCACUAAACCAGGAUCUCAGAUGAGGAAAUGGGUGGGGAAAAGAUUGGCCUUUUCUAUUGUCCUUUCAUGCUCUCUAUUACAAGUAUGUAUUUGUAUAAUUUGGUUGUCAACAUCUCCCCCGUUCCCUGAGUUGAACAUAUACUCAGAGGUCCAAGAAAUGAUUUUACAGUGCAAUGAGGGGUCAGCUUUCUUCUUCUACUGUGUCUUGGGCUACAUGGGUAUCUUAGCCAUCACCAGCUUUGUUGUGGCUUUUCUUGCCCGUAAAUUACCUGACAGCUUUAAUGAAGCCAAGUUCAUCACUUUCAGCAUGUUGGCCUUUUGCAGUGUGUGGAUCUCCUUCUUUCCAGCCUAUCUGAGCACAAAAGGCAAAGCCAUGGUAGCUGUGGAGGUCUUCUCCAUCUUGGCCUCCAGCGCUGCAUUACUAGGAUGCAUAUUCUUACCAAAGUGCUACAUCAUUGUUUUGCGGCCUGAACUCAACCACAGGGAGCAACUCAUAAAGAGAAAUUAGUACCCAAUGUUGUCUUUCUUCCUAGUAGAAAAUGCUGAAAAUAAAGAAUAAAAGGACCAUUUGCUAUUUACAGAAACCAUGUAGUUUUGAUUUUGGCCUAAGAAGAUAUAUGGAGGUUUAUUUUUAUUACGGUUUAUCAUGCAAGUUAGGUGUUCAGAGUGGAUUUGACAGGUUUUCUUCACACAUCAAAUCCUUUCCAAGGACCUGGGAUUGGCAGAUGUGGAUUUUUUUUGGGGGGGGUUGUUUUAUUUUUUUGUAGGGUGUGAGCUGUUCUGAAUAAAGCAUCUU
Pantherophis guttatus is the source of this 2556-nucleotide messenger RNA. RefSeq names its product vomeronasal type-2 receptor 26-like. The record is from RefSeq and is a predicted model, not a curated record. Gene Ontology annotation, cellular component: plasma membrane. Gene Ontology annotation, molecular function: G protein-coupled receptor activity. Gene Ontology annotation, biological process: G protein-coupled receptor signaling pathway. Lineage: Eukaryota; Metazoa; Chordata; Lepidosauria; Squamata; Colubridae.